AUGAUUGCCCUACAGCAAGGAACCACGGAUGAUAAUUUGCGCCGAUCACUAGCCAAGAGGGCCCCUGAAAACAUGAAUGAGCUCCGGGAGAGGGCUGGGAAGUAUAUCAAGGCUGAGGAAAGCCUGAAGAGAUCCCUGAAUAACCAGGGACCGACCCCGAACCCAAAGAAAUGUGGAAACGACACCGAGUACAACGCGGAUAGUAAGUAUUCAAAGACAGGGGAUGAUGAUGAGUCCCCCACCAAAAAGAGAGCAGGACCCCGAAAAGAGGAACAAAGACUUGUACUGCAGUUGAAGGACGAGAUUGAGUUUUUGAUCCGGAAAGGCAAGUUGUCCAGGUAUACUAAGGAUACAGACAGGAAUCCCCGUGACAAUGAUAAUUGUGGAAAAGACAACGAUGAUAGGGAUAAGAGAAACCAGCUUAGAGGGCCUGUGAUCAAUGUAAUCUCUAGGGGACCGACCGCGGCAGGCCUAUCUAGUAACUCACGUGAAACUUAUGCUCGUGAAGUGAUGUGCAUUGUUGGGGAGCCCCCAAAGAGGGCAAAAAUUGAGUUUGCUCUAGCAUUCGACAAUUUAGAUCUUGACAGAGUGAAAUUUCCCCAUGAUGAUCCUUUGGUAAUCACCCCGGUGAUUGGAAACAAUUCUGUAAAAAGGGUACUCGUUGACAGUGGAGCUUCGGUAGAUAUCUUAUUUCAUGAUGCAUAUGAGAAGAUGGGAUAUUCUGAUUCACAAUUGACACCUUCAGAUAUGCCUAUAUACGGCUUUAAUAACGUGGAGACAAAGAUUUAA
This is a messenger RNA of Daucus carota subsp. sativus, 789 nucleotides long. RefSeq lists its product as uncharacterized. Lineage: Eukaryota; Viridiplantae; Streptophyta; Magnoliopsida; Apiales; Apiaceae. The transcript is spliced from 2 exons. The record is from RefSeq and is a predicted model, not a curated record. Bases 1 to 789 code for a protein of 262 amino acids.